Geodia barretti is the source of this 2937-nucleotide messenger RNA. The record is from the annotation of a GenBank genome assembly. Lineage: Eukaryota; Metazoa; Porifera; Demospongiae; Tetractinellida; Geodiidae.
AUGAUGGCACUCCGUGAAUUCUUUGGCUCAAACCAGUUGUCGCAAUUUAUGCAACAGAUUAAUCCGCUGGAUGAAUUGACGCACAAACGCCGUAUUUCAGCCAUCGGUCCGGGUGGGCUUCAUCGAGACAGGGCAACAGCCGCCGUUCGGGAUGUACACUGGACGCACUACGGACGGGUCUGUCCCUUGGAAACGCCUGAAGGUCCCUCAAUCGGACUCAUCGUGUCUCUCGCUUGCUAUGGGCGGAUAAACCCGUACGGUUUCAUAGAGACACCCUAUCGUAAAAUAGAGAAUGGAUCCGUUUUAGGACCGGUCGAAUAUCUCACGGCAGAUAGCGAAGAUACCGCCUACAUCGCUGCGAAGAUAGCACCGAGCAAUGCCGCACAAACUAUAAAUGGUGGCACGGGUGCUGCGGGACAACUCCUGCCUGUCCGCAGUGGCGAAGAUGUGCUGUCUCUCCCGAUGGAAAAGGUGAACUAUAUUGGGAUCUCGCCGCAGCAGAUCGUUGGAAUCUCUGCCGCACUUGUUCCAUUUCUGGAACACGAGGAUGCGAACCGCGCAUUGAUGGGUGCGAACCACCAGCGCCAAGCAGUACCACUUAUCCAGCCAGAAGCACCGCUUGUCGGAACCGGAAUGGAAGGACCAGCCGCGCUGUAUUCGGGCGCGCUCAUCACUGCUAAGCGCGCGGGGACUGUCACAAGUGUCUCUGCUGACGAAAUCCUCAUAUACACAGGCGAGACCCUUCACCAUGAUGAAGGUGAAAACACAUUUAGCGAGAUGGGCUACGAUGUUUAUAAACUCCAAACUUUCAAGCGGAGUAACAGCGGUACCUGUAUCCAUCAACGUCCGAUCGUCGCAGUAGGUGAUAAGGUUGAAGCAGAUCAGGUCAUCGUUGAUGGCACCUCUACAGAGAAUGGGGAACUCGCCCUCGGUCGGAAUAUUCUGUGUGCUUACAUGCCGUGGGGUGGCCACAACUAUGAGGACUCUAUCCUUAUCAGUGAGACGCUCAUCAAAGAGGAUACCUUCACUUCUAUCCAUAUUGAGGAAUUUGAGGUAGAGGCGCGCGAAACGAAGGUAGGCCCGGAAGAAAUCACACGUGACAUCCCGAACGUUAGCGAACAGCGACUCGGUCAGCUUGACGAGGAAGGCAUCAUCCGUGUUGGUAGCGUUGUUAAAGCCGGUAGCAUCCUUGUCGGCAAGAUUACACCAAAAGGUGAAAGCGAAUAUGGACCGGAAGAGAAACUCCUACGAGCGAUCUUUGGUGAAAAGGUUAAAGAGGUACGGGAUGCCUCUACUUAUGUUCGUCCUGGAGUUGAAGGGGUCGUCAUUGAUGUCAAGGUAUUUUCACGUAAACCCGAUGGUGCGCAACGGCGCGGGAACUGGAUGCAAGAUGACUCCGGGUUGUCAAUGGCUGAUGGAUUACGGUAUGAAUCAAAACGUAAGGAGAUUGAGGAGACUUUGCGUCAGCAAACCGCUUCAAUCCGCCGUCGAAAAACCGAGGAGACUCGCAACGCGCUUAUCGGAUGUGAACUUGUUGAUCCACUUUAUGCGGUCGGUGAUUCCGAACCUUUUGCCAAUGCCGGUGAUAGCCUGACUGCCGAAGUUUUAGAUACCUAUAUCUCCGGUUUCACGGCAGAUGAGUAUCAUACGGUAAUAGAGGAUACCGCCGCUGAGGCCUUCAUUGCUGAUCCGUGCUAUAGGGUAACGAGUGUUCCUGAACCUGUUCCUACUAUCGCGAUGCCUACGCUUGAUGCCUUAGCCGAAGAAGCAGUGCCUACCGACAGCGACGCGGAUGAGAAUUUUGAAGAUGUAGGAAUAUCCUCAGUUUCACCUUCAGAAAUCGUCAACACAGUGCAAGCAUAUUUGAGCGAAGUUUGCAAGCCACUCUUGGGAAAUAGUGAGUUACAUUUGCAGGAAGAAGAACCUUUAAGUGCGCAAGCGGUCCAUGCUGAUGUUUCACUUCUCGGUUACGACGGCAGCGUGGUUGCUGUUGCUAUGCAUAAGAACGCUUACGCCGACGAUGAAGACUCCGAAGAUGAACCUGAUACCGAGCAACUCAAGGAGACGCUUACUGCAGCGAACGCUCGGUUCGCGGUAUUGGUGGCGGAAGGUGAUCCUGAACCUGAUAACUGGAAUUUCUAUGAGCUUGUGGACAACACAGUGUUGAACACCCAAGAACGCCCUGAAUUUGAACAAUCUGUUGUUGCUCAACUGGAGGAAGCCGGAUGUCCCAUCGUAGAAGGGGAAGAACUCACUGAAGCAGAAUGGACGGACUACAGUGAAAUCCAUCCAGAUUUGCAAACAGAACGAUUUUGGCAAAUUAAGGAAAUCUUUGACGCGGAGUGUCCGUUGAUCGAGGGGCAGGAGUUUUCCGAUGCUGACUAUCAGAAGGCGUGUAGCGAUUAUCCGGCACGUCUUGUGGAAGCAGGUCAACGACUGACUGAGGAAGAGCGGGAGGCACUCAAUAAGACUGCCAGAAACCUAAAAGCCGAAAGCACUUGGCACAUUACUGCUGUUUACGACCCGAGGUGCACACUAUCGGUUGGAGAAUAUGCUUCUGAUGCUGACUAUCAGAAAGCGCGUAAGGCACGUAGUUUGUCGUUCUCGGACAUCAACGUGACCAAUACCGAGACGAAAGAGCACAUUCAGCGCGUUGAGGAGAUGGCACAGGGCAGGAUCACCGCUUACACAGACGAGAAAGAGCAAGCACUCCAACAAUUGGAAAUGGGUGAUGAACUCAAGCCCGGUGUUAUCAAGCGUGUCAAAGUCUAUGUUGCCAGCAAACGUCCUAUUUCUAUUGGUGAUAAGAUGGCGGGUCGCUACGGUAACAAAGGUGUUGUUGCCAAAAUUUUGCCAGCUGAGGAUAUGCCCUAUCUUGCCAGCUCGGUACCGCCGGUGCAGUUAGUGGUUGAAUCCUUUGGGUGUACCUCUCGAUGA